Hemicordylus capensis (graceful crag lizard) is the source of this 3571-nucleotide messenger RNA. Its product is annotated as zinc finger protein 501-like. The record is from RefSeq and is a predicted model, not a curated record. Lineage: Eukaryota; Metazoa; Chordata; Lepidosauria; Squamata; Cordylidae. The transcript has 3 exons. The coding region runs from base 1287 to 2501 and encodes 404 amino acids.
UACAAAUCUAAUUACAAGUUUAAAAAACAUACACGAUAGGACCAUAAAAAUGCUGGGCGGCAGCAACAAAAGGCUGGGUAAAAAGGCCAAAAUUUCACUUGCUUUCUAAAAACUGUGAUGGAGACAGAGGAGUGGAUGCCCACCAGGAGAGCAUUCCAAGGUCUGGGGGCAAUAACUGAGAAGGCCCUGUCCCAUGUGCACGACAGCCGAGCCCCCCUCAUUGUUGGUAUGCGGAGCAGAGCCCCCUCCGAUAACCUUUCUGAAUACAUAAAGUAUUCAGUGGUUGUGAUUCUGCUCCUUUUCUGUGUGCAUAGAUUUCCAUCUGAACAGUGCUCAUCUCAGUCCCAAGGAGGGUUGGGGUUGACAGUUUUAUGAGGGAAAGAAAGAUUUAAAACAAAAUAUAGUGCAAUCUCUUUUGAACACUGAAGUAUCACAAUGGCACCUGCUAUGCACAUUUAUGACAUAAUUCUUCAUUUGAAGUUCAAACACCAGCUUACCCUACCCUCUUGCGAGGGGCGGGAAUACAAAGUUAAUUUUCAUGCAGUGUCUGAAGAAAGGCCCCUGCUAGCAGGAUGUUGGAAGAGCCCUGCUGGAUCAGGCCAAAGGUCCAUCUAGUCGUCUUUUUAAAAAGCAGAAUGUAAUCCUAGUAAAUAAAUAAUCAAAGGAUCCGACCUUCUGUUGGAGGAAUCGAAUCAGAUGCAUCUGGGAAGCCCACAACCAGGGCUUGGAUGCAAUAGCCCUCUCCUGUGGCUCAUCAGCAAAUGGUAUUCAGUGCUGCUUCUGAACAUGGAGGAUCCAUUUAGCUAUCAUCGCAGAUGGGUACUACUGGCAGAACGAUCGUUAAAGGUACAGUUACAGGAUGCCCCCACCCCACCCCAUGGAUAGACGGGAGAGUCAGACAAACAAAAGAACAGCCUCGCAGAGGAUACCAUGGGCUGCUUUCCGACGCUUGGUUUAUCCGAACAAAGGACAGUCCUUCCUCUCCAUACACUGCCUGUGCCGAGCCAGCCGCCCCCAAAGUCUAACAAGAGGCUUCCUAGAGACCUGCCGCCGCCUCCUAAAGAUCCUCCGGCAAUUCAGCGGCACAGCGCGGGGUUGGGGGUAGGAGAUUGGUUAGAGAGGGACCUUCCUGUUCCCAGCAUCCCUUUAAUGCUGGUGUUGCUGAGGGAGACCGGAGCUUGGUUCCUCCACCUCCUGGUGCUUGCUGAGGAUUCUCAUCAUCUCCCGGUGCGUGCAGAAAGGCAAAGGACGGAUUCCUCGGCGCCAAGAACAGAGGAGCCAGGGGGAUGGAGAGCAGAAUGAAGGACAACCAGCCUGCCCAGAAAGACCCCACUAGACCAGACUCACAAGGGCCAGGGGGAAGCCCCCAAGAGGACAUCUUCCACAGUGGUGGUCGGGAGCGAGCCUAUGAGAACCAGAGCAGACCAGGGAGGCAGCGAAGAAAGAACCCAGCAGUAGGAAAGAGGCUUGUUAUACCUGCCCAAUGUGAGGAGGGCAUUCAGAAGCUGAAGGAUAUGCUGGUGCUGCAGAGAUCCCACUCGCACACCAGGCCUACCAUCUGCAGCGAGUGUGGCAAAGGCUUCAGUCGUAGUUCGGACCUCAUUCGGCACCAGAUCACCCACACUGGAGAGAAGCCAUACACCUGUGCUGACUGUGGCAAGGGCUUCAGCCAGAACUCCAACCUAGUGACCCACCAGAGGAUCCACACAGGGGAGAAGCCCUACCAGUGCAGUGACUGCAGUAAGCGCUUCAGUGAAAGUUCGGCACUGAUCCAGCAUCAGAGGACCCACACAGGGGAGAAGCCAUACAAGUGCAUGGAGUGCGGGAAGCGCUUCAGCGUCAGCUCUAACCUCAUCCGUCACCGACGUACUCACACGGACGAGAAGCCCUAUAUCUGCGUGGAGUGUGGGGAGGGUUUCCGACACAAAUCACAGCUGAUACGGCAUCAGCGCACACACACAGGCGAGCGCCCCAGCACGUGCACCGACUGCGGCAAGAGCUUCUCACAGAACUCGCACCUGGUGCAGCACCGGCGCACGCACACUGGUGAGAAACCGUACGUCUGCCGCGACUGUGGCAAGAGCUUCAGCUGGAGCUCCAACCUGAUCCAGCACCAGCGCAUCCAUACGGGAGAGCGCCCAUACACGUGUGGGGACUGUGGCCGCAGCUUCACCCAGAGCAAGAACCUGGCCAAGCACCGGCGGACGCACACAGGCGCCCGGCCCUUUCGCUGCCCUGAGUGUGGACGGGGCUUUGCACACACUGCUGGCCUGAUCAAACACCAGCGCCUGCGUCAUGAUACAGACUCCCCUAUUGGCCACCCUUGCCCAGAAUGCGGGCAGCGCUUCCGGGCACCUUCGGAGGUGGAACGUCACCGUGUGGCUCACCAUGGCGUCGCCCCAUCCGAGCCUUUCAUCUGUGUGGAGUGUGGAGAGUGUUUUGCCAAGAGUACCACACUCAUCCGCCACAAGCGAGUGCACAAGCCUAUCUUUGUCCAUUGAGUUUUGUCCCCCAGUGGGGUGAGAAUUCUAACCAUACAUCUAGGUUUCUAGCCUGGAGACUGACAGCAGCCUGGGGUCUGCAGGCUAAGGUGCAAGGAGACACUGACUAGAAUUGGGGUCCUGCUUGCUCAGGUCAAAGGCUAUGCUAGGGCUAACAAGCAAAACCACUGAGCAGCAAUGAAGGGGAAAGGAGGAGGUUGGGCUUAGAACAUGGAUUUCAUUGACUUAGUAGGAGAGAGACUGCUUAGAGCCCAGAUCUUGAUCGGCCUUGUGGGGCAGGAUCAAACUGGAGCACAGUUCUCACCUCCUUCUGAGAACCUACAGGCCUUGGGCCCUGCUGCUGUACAUAAUGUGGGGGUAUUCUUUAGGUAGAAGCCAUAAUAGAAAUCGGGAAGGGAGCGGGGAGAGAUCCAGUCUCCAAUCAAAAUACGGCUUCUUCAAACUAAGGAAGAGACGAACCUCAUCCAGAAUUCUCGUGGCAGAAGGAUGCCCCUGAUUAAAGGAACGGGCAUGGACUACCAGAAAAAAUUGUGAGGACAGUUGAAAAGGGUGAAAUUAGUCUUAUGAAAUAAAGACUUCGGUAUCCCUUUAUCUCAAAUUGCUAGUCUCUCACUCCAUGGUUAUCCAUUCCCUGUUUCAUAUGGUUGUGAUGAAAAUCACAAUAGUGGAAAAUUGGGCAGUACAGUAGAAAUGGAAGGCAGAUCAAAUACUGCACAGGUGCUGGAUCUGCACUGAUGAAAAGACUGCUGUGGCUGAUAGGCAGCAAGGAAGAAGAGAAACCCCCAGGGUUAGAAGUCUCUUAAGCCCACACAAAGUGCAAUUUUCCUGCAGUUUCAGUGUAGAAACUGGUAUCUGGUACAGAAUGUAGAAAAUGUGAAUCUCUCAGCAUUUAGUUUUUAUCUGUAAAGCCAUUUCCAGAGGUCAUGGCUGUGGAAACCAUGAUAUUAAACAUAGUUUGGUCUGCAAGAGAUUGUUUUCACAGGUAAGACUUUUGUUUGCUGUGACCACUUGUUUUUCCUUCAUAGUCUCUAGUCAUGUUCCGCUCCCUAUAAAGAACACUGCCUUUUGUU